AUGGGCAACAUCAAAUUAAUGCUGUAUUUAGUUCUUAUCUGUGGAUUGUUGGCAAUAUCCUCUCUUCUCAAGAAUCUUAUUCGAGAGAUCGUAGAAGAACGUGGUGGUGAUGAUAAUGAUGCUAAUAAUCCUAUGUGUUCUAAUGGUGUUCGUUUUGACGACGGUUUCUUUUCUCGUAAUGGUACUUGUUUUAUGGAUGAUUCUUGCUGCAGUGGUCAUUGCAAGAUUACUGUUUAUGCCGAAGAUGGUUCUCCUGGUCACGGUAUCUGUGUUGAUGCACCGAAGCGCAAGCGAACAAAGAUUUACGGCACACGAGUCAAUCGACACUGA
Messenger RNA from Adineta ricciae, 330 nucleotides. Lineage: Eukaryota; Metazoa; Rotifera; Eurotatoria; Adinetida; Adinetidae. The record is from the annotation of a GenBank genome assembly.